CAUGUGUUCAGUUCAUUUUAUUCAAAUUUUAUUAAUAAUAAUUUGAUUUUAUAAUUCUCAUUAGAUAGAUAGAUAGAUUAAUCAUCAUAAAUAUCUUAAAGGGGUCCUCAUAUACACAAAAUAAUUGUUAUCUAGUUCAUGUAAAGCUGAAAUAUGUAUGAAACCUGAUAUUUGGAUUAAAUAUUAAAACAUAAAUCCAAUUGAUAUUGACGAAACGAACAUAUACUUGUAACGUCAAAACAUUUUUGAAAAUUUUGUAAACAUUACCUACUUGUGGAAAACCAUUGAAUUUGUUUUUAUUGACGAUGAAUAAGGCUAAAAGCGAUCCUAAGGUAAAGAAAACACUUGUGAGAAACUAUGAACAAAAAGUAAAACCCGGUGGUCGCUGUGAAGUAAUACGUGAUGUCGAAUCUGAUCGAAUUGAAGAUAUUGGUUCAGGAUCUUCACUAAAAAAGACUGGUUUGAGCGAGCCCUCGCUUUGUUCCAGUGCUGCAUUAGCCAAUUAUUUGUCUGACGUCAAGAAAUCAUUGCCGCCGCCUCUGUCGGUUGAUGAUUUAAAUGUAGAAAGAGGUGAACUCUGUUCUAAGAUGACGAAAAAGCUUAAUUUCCAUUUCAACGACAGAAUCUACAAAAACUUGGUAGAACUUAAUGCUACUAUUGAAGAAUUAAAAACUAAAAAAGAUAAAAAAUCAGCAAGUGGAGCUCACGUGAUAAAGAAAGAUUUAGAACCGAACAUAGAAGAUUUCUGUGAAGAUGAAAUUGAACCAGAUUUUCCACCUAAAAUCCCCGUGAUCAAAUCAAAAUUUCGCCCGGUGAAAACAGUGGAAGACGGACGUUUACAUAAACUAAUUGCCUCAUUUGAAGUUUUAUGACGAAAUAAUAAAUUAUUUAUAUUGAAAUAUACCUCUUGUU
This is a messenger RNA of Pectinophora gossypiella (pink bollworm), 912 nucleotides long. RefSeq lists its product as uncharacterized. The record is from RefSeq and is a predicted model, not a curated record. Bases 306 to 872 code for a protein of 188 amino acids. Lineage: Eukaryota; Metazoa; Arthropoda; Insecta; Lepidoptera; Gelechiidae. The transcript is spliced from 2 exons.